AUGACUACCGAAAUAAAAGCAAAGGAAAUCUUUAAUCAAUUUGCAACUGUUGGAGCCAAUAACCAAAAAAUCAUUACAUUACCUGAUUUUGUUAAUUUAAUCUCCCCUUUCCAAACAGAUAUCUCCAAACCAACAUUUUCUUUAUUAUAUCUUAUUGCUGAUAAAGAUAGAAAAGGAUUUGUUAAUGAACAAGAUUGGGUGAAUUUUAUUACAACCUUAACUUCCAUCGAUGGAGAUUUCAAAUUAAUUUACAAUUUUUUAAGUACUGGUUCAGGUAAUAAUAAUCCAAAUGCUAAAACCAUCAGUUAUAAUCAAUGUAUUGAUAUUUUAAAUAAAUUAAAUCGUUCAAUAGAUCCAAAAUAUCAACAAAAUUUAAUUAAAUUAAAUUGGACUUACUUUCCAAAAUUCUUUGAACCAAAUGGUACAAUUAAUUUCAAUGAUUUUAUCACCCUUAUUAACUAUUUACCUGUAACUAAAUUAAUUGGAAAUUUUGAAAUUUUAGCUUCAAAGAAGAAGACUAUUGAUGAAAAACAAUUAAUCGAUUUAUUAUCAGCUAAUUUAAAUCAUAAAUUAUCAUCAAAAUUAAAACAAAAUUUGAGUAAUAUUAGUGGAUUCUUUCAUGAUGAAAAUAAUCAAUCGAGAAAAGAAUUCACCUUAUCCAAUCUUUUAUUUGUAUAUGAUACUUUGAAUAAAGUUGAUUUAAUUAAUGAAGUCAUUGCUAAUACUCCACCAACUUCUAAAGAUAAAACCGAUAUUUUAAUUAAUAAAAUGGAUUUAUACACUCAUUUAAAUGAUCAUUUAUUAAAAUCAUCUAAUUUUAAACCAAUCAGUAUUUAUGAAAUUGAUUUAUUAUUUUAUUUAAUAAAUCAAAAAUCUGAUGAUAACAUCCCAAGAAAGGAAUUAAUUUCAUUUUUAAAUCCAAGUUUUAAUAAUAAUGUUAAUUCAUUAUAUUCAAUUUUUGAUCAUCCAAAAUCGAAAUAUUCAACAAAGACAAGUGGUGAUAAUUUUUCAUUAUGGCCAAUCUAUGAUUCUCUCUAUUCUUUCUUUCUUGGUUCCAUAGCUGGAUGUAUUGGUGCUACUGUUGUUUAUCCAAUUGAUUUGGUCAAAACUAGAAUGCAAGCUCAAAAGCAUAAAUCUUAUUAUAAUAAUUCUUUUGAUUGUUUUAAGAAAAUUAUUGCUAAAGAAGGUUUUAAAGGUUUAUAUUCAGGUUUAGCUGCUCAAUUAGUUGGGGUUGCACCAGAAAAAGCCAUUAAAUUAACUGUUAAUGAUUUGGUUCGUAAAAUUGGUACUGAUGAAAAGACUGGUAAAAUUUCUAUGAGAUGGGAAAUUGCUGCUGGUUCAUCGGCUGGUGCAUGUCAAGUUAUUUUCACAAAUCCAUUAGAAAUUGUUAAAAUUAGAUUACAAAUGCAAGGUAAUGUAAAAAAGCUUGGAGAAAUUCCUCAUAAACAUUUAAGUGCCACUUCGAUUAUUAAACAAUUAGGUUUAAAGGGUCUUUAUAAAGGUGCUUCUGCUUGUUUAUUAAGAGAUGUCCCAUUUUCGGCCAUUUAUUUCCCAACUUAUGCUAACUUGAAGAAAUACAUGUUUGGUUUUGAUCCAAAUGAUACUUCAAGUAAAAAGAAAUUAAGUACUUGGCAAUUAUUAGUUAGUGGUGCUUUAGCUGGUGCUCCUUCUGCUUUCUUUACUACUCCUGCUGAUGUUAUUAAAACUAGAUUGCAAGUUGAAAGUAAACAGCAUGAAGUUAAAUAUAGAGGUAUUGGACAUGCUGCUCGUGUCAUAUUGAAAGAAGAAGGUUUAGGUGCAUUCUUUAAAGGUUCCUUAGCAAGAGUCUUUAGAUCAUCACCUCAAUUCGGGUUUACUUUAGCAUCUUAUGAACUUUUACAAAGUUUAUUCCCAUUAACUCCACCAGUCACCAAGGGAUCUAAUUUCAAAGCUAUUUCAGGAUAUCCUGGUAUUUACUCCUUAACUAAUGAUCAAGUUUAUAAUAGUCAAUCUAGAAAUGAAAGAUUAUUAUACUUGUCAAAGUCUGAAAUUGAAGGUAAGACUGUACCAGGUUCAGUUACUAAAUUAGAUGAAACUUUAAUUAAAGUUCCUGCUGAAUAUGUCUAUAAAUCUCAUGAUGCAAUUAAGUUAUUAUUAGAUAUUGACUAUAAGUUUGGUAAUUUCAAUUAUGACUCUUAUUUGAAUUUCAUUCAUAAGAAGUAG
This is a messenger RNA of Scheffersomyces amazonensis, 2202 nucleotides long. It is a transcript of the gene AGC1, whose product is annotated as amino acid transporter. Gene Ontology annotation, biological process: L-glutamate transmembrane transport; malate-aspartate shuttle; aspartate transmembrane transport. NCBI's taxonomy places the organism in Eukaryota, Fungi, Ascomycota, Pichiomycetes, Serinales, Debaryomycetaceae. Gene Ontology annotation, molecular function: L-aspartate transmembrane transporter activity; L-glutamate transmembrane transporter activity. The coding region runs from base 1 to 2202 and encodes 733 amino acids. The record is from RefSeq and is a predicted model, not a curated record. The transcript has a single exon.